Melopsittacus undulatus (budgerigar) is the source of this 2609-nucleotide messenger RNA. It is a transcript of the gene LYPLA2, whose product is annotated as lysophospholipase 2. Gene Ontology annotation, biological process: protein depalmitoylation. The record is from RefSeq and is a predicted model, not a curated record. Gene Ontology annotation, cellular component: cytoplasm. NCBI's taxonomy places the organism in Eukaryota, Metazoa, Chordata, Aves, Psittaciformes, Psittaculidae. Gene Ontology annotation, molecular function: carboxylic ester hydrolase activity; palmitoyl-(protein) hydrolase activity. The transcript is spliced from 10 exons. The coding region runs from base 94 to 792 and encodes 232 amino acids.
CCGGAAGUUCCGGUGGGAGCGCGUCGGGGGAGCCGGGAGGAGAGCGCGCGCCGGGCCCGCGGGAGAGGUGCCAGUGUCCGUCCCUCUCGGUGUAUGUGUGGUAACAACAUGUCUGUCCCCCUCCUCGCUGACGCCGUGACUGUCUCAGGGGCAGAGCGGGAGACGGCCGCGGUCAUUUUCUUACAUGGCCUUGGAGACACGGGGCACAGCUGGGCUGAUGCACUCUCCUCCAUCCGCCUGCCCUAUGUGAAAUACAUUUGCCCCCAUGCGCCCCGCAUCCCCGUGACCCUCAACAUGAAGAUGGUGAUGCCCUCCUGGUUUGACCUCAUGGGAUUGACUCCGGAUGCACCUGAGGAUGAAGCUGGAAUCAAGAAAGCUGCAGAAAACAUUAAAGCAAUCAUUGAGCACGAGAUGAAGAACGGGAUCCCACCCAACCGCAUCAUCCUGGGGGGCUUCUCACAGGGUGGUGCCUUGUCGCUGUACACGGCUCUCACUUGCCAGCACCAGCUGGCCGGCAUCGUGGCGCUCAGCUGCUGGCUCCCACUGCACAAAGCCUUCCCACAGGCAGCAAACAACGGUGUGAACAAGGACAUUGCCAUCCUGCAGUGCCACGGGGAGAUGGACCCCAUGAUCCCUGUGCGCUUCGGGGCCCUCACCGCUGAGAAGCUGAAAUCUGUCGUCACCCCCACCAAGGUCCAGUUCAAAACCUACCCUGGGGUGAUGCACAGUUCCUGUCCUCAGGAGAUGAUGGCAGUGAAGGAGUUCAUUGAGAAGCUGCUGCCCCGGAUCUAAGCGGAGCCAAUGCAGACUGUGGCAGGGAAGGAUGCUGAGGCUGCGGAUCCUUCCCCCGUGACCCGGAAGCCAUGGCCCCCUCCGCACCUCCUGCCUCUCCCGUCUCCUCGCACCGCAUCCUCUCUGGCCGGGGGUGCUCGUCUCUCCCUGCUGCUCUCGGAGCUGAGACUGGAGUCAAGGCGAGUCUCUGAGCAGCCUUUUCUCCCCUUCUCUUGCUCUGAGCCGUUUCUGGGGGGGUCUCCCCAUCCCUUGGCUCCCCCAGCUCCAGCACGGUGCGGGUGAGCCUCUCCUCUUGGGUUUGGUUUGUACCAGUAUUAGGGGUGGGCUGUGCCCCCGGUGCGGUGGGAGGAGAGGGGCAGCUGCAGGGCAGGACCGGGACCCCUCUGCUCCCACUCUGCCCUCAGCCCAUCCCCUCUGCUCGGGCCAGUCCCGGGUUUGGGGUGGGAGGCUCUGCUCUGGGCUGGUACCACCGAGGGCUGCCCCACGGCUGCAGCCCCUGCCCUGUCGCACACGCACACUCCCCACAGCCUCAGCCACCAGCUCGGGGCAGCUCUGCCCUCCGGGAGGGAAUCACCUCCUCCUCUUGUUGCUUUUACAAUCUCCUCCUGAGCCCCGUGUGGGGCUGGAGCUGCCCCUGCCUCCCUCAGAGCCCCAGAGCGCUGCCCCUCACAGCCAGCAUCCCCAUGGCUUUGCCAUGGAGCCCACCCAGCGCCAGCCCAGUCCUUCGGUCUCUCUUGCUGCUACUUCUCCUUCCCUUUGGGCUUGGGCUGGCACGGGAAGAGGGAGGUGAGGACACAAGAGGCCACCGACCCUAGGGCCGGCUCCUGGCGCAGCUGGAGGAAGCAGGUUUGCUCCCAGCCAUCAUCUCACCAGCAUCUGAUGCCCGGGUGCUGCUGUGCCCAUCCUGGGGGCUCUGUUGGCCUCUCCAUGUACAAUCACAGGUUCCCUGGCUUCCCUUGCCCAGCCAGCUGGAGGCUGCAGCCCAGGCUUGGCCUCUGGCCUGGGGGCCUGGCUGGGAUCAUCCCCAGCAGCCCCAUGGGCCCUGAAUGUCCCCUCCACGGGUGGGCUCCUGCCAUCCCCUCCUGUCCCACGGGGCUGAGGGCUCCUGCUGUUGAGCAGCGCUGCCCCUCUCCUCUCCUCCCCAUGGGCUGAGCCCAGGGCACUGCUGUACCCCCCACACCAGAACACAGCACCCAUCCUGCCCAGCCCCAGGGCCCUGCUCCCUCCUGCUGCCCCAUUGCUGCAGGAGGCAGGGGGGGCUCCGUUCCAGCCGUGCCCUCCCGCCUGGGACACGCAAAGCAAUAACCAGCAUCGGCUCUGUCAGACCCAGCCUUGGUUUCUGGGGUUGUUUUGGGUUGGGGUGGGUUUUUCUUCCCCCUUUAGGAUGUCUUCAGCCAGCAAACAUGCUGCUGGUGGUGGGGGGAGCUUGGCUCUUCCCUUGCUUGGGCUCCGGUCCUGCUGCUGCUUCUCCUUUGGUUUAACGCUGCUGUGUCCUCCCCUCCUGUGCUGGGAGGGUGCGAGGGGCUGGGCCGGGGCCGCAGCUCCCCACAGGGAACCCGAGGGCUGCCCCAUGGAUGGACUGACCAAUGUGACUGUGAACUGGAGCCGGGCAGCGGCGCUGGCCCCUGGGCAGAGCAUUCCUGCUGGCUGCCCUCCCAUGCCGAGGAGCCGGGAGGGAGAACAGCUCCUCACCAUUCCUCAAUGCAGCUCUUUUCUGUUCUUCUCCUCUCUUUUUUGUCUUCCUUGUCCAUGUUUGGGGGUUUUUGUGUGUGUUCCACCGCGUCACAAACAAGGUGAAAUAAAUGGUGAACCUCUCC